UGACCUCAUUUUGCAUCCAACAAAGGCAAAACCCUAACAAAAAAGAGGGCCAUUUCCAUCUCCAAUUCAUAACGCCACACCCUUCUAGAAAAGCCCAUUUUGAUCUUCCAAGAGGGUUUCUUCUGACCCAAAUUUCUUCAGAAACGAAAGCAAAAUCUUGUUUUUGCUCCCAUGUUUCAUCGUUUUUAGUUUUUAAUUUCGUUGUUUGCAGACCGUAGCUUAUUAAUUUUGGUUUCUCCUCCUUCGUGUUGCUAAUUUUGUGGUUUGAAUGUUUUAAUCCUCCUGAUGGUUGUUUUUGUGUGCUGAUGAACUUAGGGUUUCGUGUUAUUGCACCUACCAAUUAAGUGGUGGACCAACUACUAAAGUCAGUAUUAUCCUUCCGAAGGAUUCGUCGAAUCGAACACCACUGUGGGACCAUAUGAAUAACUACUGAAUCUGAUAUUUUACCAGGGUGAGGUUUGCUGAGUAGGAGAUAUGUCAGAAAGCAAAAAGACGUCUUCACCAUAUGUUGUCCUUGACAAUCGUUCUCUUGAUCAGUGGAAAGUAACUGAGCUGAAAGAAGAACUCAAGAGACGGAAACUGAUGACCAAAGGAUUGAAAGAUGAUCUGGUUAGGAGGUUGGAUGAAGCUGUUCGUUCUGAAGUUGAAGAGGCUAACCAAAAUCAUGACAUUGGUGUCAAUGAUAUUACCCAGCCUGAGGUUCCAUCUGAUGAUGCCACAGUAGAGACACCUGUUGCAGAGAAAACAAUCAGCAUUAUGGACAAUAGUAGUGCCAACAAUGAGAGCUUAAAGGAAGAAAAAAUUACAGAGACGUUUGAUAAAAAUGUGAGCUUAGAGAAAGAUAGCUUGGCUGAGAAAAUGGAUAGUGAUGGGAGCUUAGAGAAAGAUGGUUUGGUUGAGAAAUUGGAUAAUAACGAGAGCUCAGAGAAACAUAACAUAACAGAGAAUUUGGAUGAUAAAAACAGGAUUAAUAGGGAUGUGCCUGUAGAAAAUGAUGUUUUGCAGCUAUCAGCCAAAAAGUUGGUUACAGAAGGGGAACAUGGCAUUGUUUCUACUGGCAUUGAAGGCUUUCAGGUACUUCAAGAGGUUUCUGCGGAAACUUCUGUUUUGGUCAGUGAGGGUAUGGUAUCUGAAGAGCUGGGACAGCAGGAUUUGCAAAAUGUUGAAAUCAACCAUGAAGGAGAGGUCUCAAACUUGCAGCCAGAGGAUGGAGAGUCAAAGCCUGAAUCACAAUCCUCAAAGGAAGAAGUCAAGCCUAAUUCAUCUCAUAUAGGCGGCCAGGUAGUCGAGGUCAGCCUAGUAAAAUCUGAUUCUAUUUCUAUUGAUACUAUGUCAAUUACUGAAAAGAUUGAACUAAAGGAUAACGUAAUUGCUGAUGAUGUCAAAUUAGAACUUGACGUUAAGCUUGAGAUGGUGCAGCCAUCAUCCAGCAAAGUUGUCCUGGAUGAUGCCAAAACAGAAUCAGUUGUAGUUGAUGAGCCACAUGAGGAAACAUUUACCACCGAAGAGAAAGAUGUCAAUAAUGCUGAAAGUAUCAAUAUAUGCAAGAAAAAUGAUAGUGACGAUGUGGGUUCUCCAGAGAAGUUAAAUUUGGAUCGAAGUUCUGGUGAUGAUUCGAUGGAGGAGGAUGCAUUAGAGAGUAAACAGAUUGAUUCGAAGUUUAAUUCUCAAGAUUUAGGUGAUAUAAGUAAGAAAACGGAGCUGCCUCUUGUAAAGGAGGAUGAGCCUGUUGAUGUUAUGGUCGAGGAUACACCUGCUGCCAAGAAUACCAAAAGUACUAAAGAUAAUAGUGAUCCUUCUGUCGUGCCCAUAAAAAGAAAGCUUCGUGCAGACCAAGAAGCAGUGACAAACGUCGAGGUAGUAAAGAGGCAGCGCAGGUGGAAUUCUGAAAGCCUUAAGGUCCCUGAACAGCAUAGCACUAAUCCUUCUCUAUCUACUACACCUAAGGAUGCAUUCCAGGCUUCUAUGAAGCACAGCUUUUCGAGAUCUGAUUCUUCAGUUAGCCACGAGGAGCCAAAGGAACGUGUUGUUCCCCCAUCGUCAAAGCCUCCAACUACUUCUCUCAGAAUUGAUCGUUUUCUUCGUCCAUUCACUUUAAAGGCUGUGCAAGAACUUCUUGGAAAAACUGGUACAGUCGUUAGUUUCUGGAUGGAUCAUAUCAAAACUCACUGUUAUGUUACUUAUUCAUCAGUUGAAGAAGCUGUAGAAACUCGAAAUGCUGUUUACAACCUCCAAUGGCCGGUGAAUGGAGGACGCCUUCUCCUAGCCGAGUUUGUGGAUCCAUCAGAGGUCAAAAGUCGAACUGAAGCUCCGCUACCAUCUCCACGAACUCCUGUCACACCUACCCUACCACAACCAACUCCAGCUGCCGCACAACCACCACAGCAGCUUCCUCCUCCACCCCCACUCCCCCUUCCACCUCCACCACCACUCUCUCUUCCACCACAAUCAAGAGAACCCACCCUCCCCCCACCGCCCCCACUCCAUGAACCACCCAUCAUGACAUUGGACGAUCUGUUCAGAAAGACAAGAGCAACUCCUCGAAUUUAUUACCUGCCGUUGUCCGAUGAACAAGUUGCAGCGAAAGUGAAGGGACAGGGGAAAACUGCAAAGCAGUCUGCAGGUGUUGCGUUUAGGAAGGAGCAGCGGUGGCUCUCGAGGAGCUCGUUUCGUGAUAGAUUUAGAUGUUUUCCAAGGACUCUCCAUUUGUUUAAGAACCCAAACACCCGAAAGUUGAGAUCUCGGAUCGGAACUAAUAUUUGCUCAAUUUAUUUUCUGGACAUCGAAACCUUGUUUCUCAAAACGUUGUACCCAUGUUUGAGAUUACUUUUGUAUGCUUAAUGGAAUUCAGAGAGGUAGCUGCUCCUAUCGUCAAGGAUUCGCAACAUGUAUUUAAUCAAUUU
Cynara cardunculus var. scolymus (artichoke) is the source of this 2903-nucleotide messenger RNA. Its product is annotated as apoptotic chromatin condensation inducer in the nucleus-like. Lineage: Eukaryota; Viridiplantae; Streptophyta; Magnoliopsida; Asterales; Asteraceae. The record is from RefSeq and is a predicted model, not a curated record. Gene Ontology annotation, molecular function: nucleic acid binding. The transcript has 6 exons. Bases 475 to 2841 code for a protein of 788 amino acids.